Tetrahymena thermophila SB210 is the source of this 1329-nucleotide messenger RNA. Its product is annotated as kinase domain protein, putative. The record is from RefSeq and is a predicted model, not a curated record. Lineage: Eukaryota; Ciliophora; Oligohymenophorea; Hymenostomatida; Tetrahymenidae. The transcript is spliced from 14 exons.
AUGAAUAUCUUGAUCAGCAGCAAAUAGGACUUAAGCUAAGCUUUUUACACAAACAACCAUACAUCUAUAAAAUAGCUUACUCUAAACACAAUAGGAUUUGGCUCAUUCACUGUUAAUGAAAUGGAAUAUUUAUUUGAAUACAUUAGAAAGUGUCGCUCCUUAGAGACAAUAAAUCUUUACUUUAAUGAUUCCAAUAUUGAUGAAAACUUGGCAGAUUUGAUGGAAGUACUUAAGUGGGUCAUAAAUUUAACCUCUCUAAAGAUAUAAUUCAAUUAUUUGAAGAAUCCAAACAAAUUUUGUGAACAAAUCCAAAAGGAUUUAAAAAGUUUAUUGGCUCUCAACCAUUUCUCUGUUGAAAUUACAAAUAGUAGUAUUAAGAUUGAGCAUAUCAAGAAACUAAUAUCAGGAAUCAACAGUAACUAAAAACUGAGGUGUUUGGAUAUUAAUUUCAGCUCUAAUUAAAUUGAUGGGGAUGUAAUUGAGCUCCUUAUAAAACCCUUAGCAUAAAUUAAUCAAAUAGAAAAUUUAUGCCUGAAUUUAUUCAAUAAUAAUAUUAAUGGAGAUUGCUUGUAAUAAAGCAGAGCUUUAGCUUUUCAAAGCAGAAUUAUAUCUUUAAAGCUUUUCUUAGGGUAAAAUUCUUUAAGUGAUAAUGGAGCUAAUAGAUUAGGUCUCUUUUUGGCCAACAUGAAGUAACUCAAAGAUUUAACCUUGUCAAUAGAAUCUAAUAAUAUUGGACUCGAAGGAAUAUCUUAACUUUAAAGUUCAAUUCAAAAGAUAUAAAAUCUUUAAAGUAUGCUGAUCUAAAUUGGUUAAAAUAACUUAGAUGCUGAUUGUUUAAAAAUAAUUGGAAGCGGAUUAUAAAAAUUAUGGCAUCUUAGCAAACUUUGCAUCAACUUGCAGAAUAGUGUUAGCAUUCAUCAAGGAGUCGUAUUUAUGCUUGAGGGCUUAUCAAGGUGCUAAAACAUAUAAUUUUUAAAUAUAAAUUUAAAUAACUGUUCAUUAACAACAGAAGACAUUAGUUCUAUUUUCAAUUAGAUUUCUAAAUUGAAUAGAAUAAAAUAACUUGGCGUCAAAUUAGAAAAUAACUUUUUUGAUUCCAGAUGUAUUUAAACAAUUGGCAAUUCUCUAAAAUCUCUAUAUUUUAUAAAGAAUUUAAUUUUAAAUCUUGACUACAAUUAAAUUGACUCUUCUUUUGUAAAGAGUUUAGGAUAGUUGAUCAAAUAAGAAACAAAUAUAUUAAAUGUCUGCAUAACUUCUGGAAAUAAAAAUAACAAACUAAGCAUUUAGUACUUUAACGAUGAAAGCAAGCACACUAUUUUUGCUUUUUGA